This is a messenger RNA of Brettanomyces bruxellensis, 753 nucleotides long. RefSeq lists its product as uncharacterized. The record is from RefSeq and is a predicted model, not a curated record. The coding region runs from base 1 to 753 and encodes 250 amino acids. Gene Ontology annotation, biological process: cytosolic ribosome assembly; ribosome biogenesis. NCBI's taxonomy places the organism in Eukaryota, Fungi, Ascomycota, Pichiomycetes, Pichiales, Pichiaceae. The transcript has a single exon.
AUGGGAAAAAUUAAUCAGCCAUCAACACAGAUUAAGCUUACAAAUGUGUCAGUGGUUCGUAUGAAGAAGGGUAAAAAACGAUUUGAGAUCGCAUGUUAUCAAAACAAAGUUCAGGAUUGGAGAUCUGGAGUGGAAAAGGAUUUGGAUGAGGUGUUGCAGAUUCAUCAGGUUUUUCUAAAUGUAUCAAAAGGACAAGUAGCCCCACAUGAUCUGCUUCAAAAAUCAUUUGGAACGAGUGAUCUCGAUAAGAUAAUUCUGGUAAUAUUAAAGAAGGGGGAGAUCCAGCUUAGUGGUAAGGAGAGAUCACAGCAUAUGGCACAGUUACAGAAGGAGGUUUUGAAUAUAAUAUCCACAAAAUGUGUGAAUCCGAAAACGAAGAAAAGAUAUCCGCCAACCAUGAUCGAGAAAGCAUUGAAAGAAUUAAAAUACAAUAUGACCAAUGCAAGAAAUGCUAAAACAAAGGCUUUGGAAGCUAUUCGUCUGCUUGUAGAGAAGCAGAUUAUUCCAAUCUCAAGAGCUCAAAUGAAGUUACGAAUAAUGGUAAAGAAUAAGAAAUUCAUGAAGGGAGAAAAGUAUGUAACACCAAUGCUUGGUACUAUCCAAUCCAAGGACAAUAUAGAAGGAGAUCUUGAAAUAGUGUGUUUGAUCGAACCGGAGUGUUACAAAGAACUUAUGGAAAUGAUAAAGAAAAUGGAUGGUUCUGUUGAAGUCAUCGAUAUGGCAGUUAUUGAUGAUUCCGCUUCUGCAAUCUAA